AUGGCUUGUGUGCUGGACUUUGUGCUGCGACUGGAAAUGAUCUACCUUCAGACCUGCGUCGUUCAGGAGUCCAAAACUAUUUUGUUAAUAUGUGACGUUAUUCACAAGUAUUUUGGGAAGUGGUAUGGCCAGGCUGCAUCAACAUGUUCGCCUCCCGGUGACCGGCAUGUAUGGUUGAUUUCGUCGAUGCGCGUUCCGCUCUGUAAUAUACAUCUUUCUCUAGCAGUUGUUGUUGGGCAAGAUGCGGGGAAGCCGGAAUCUGCAAGACUCCUUCCUAAGGUUUUGGGCACCGCAGGAACGACUGCAUUGAAGGCUUUGGUCGUAGCAUCGAACUUCCUGCCCAAGGCAACGCCGCGAAGAAUGAAUAUCUUCUCGAUCGAGGUCGUCGCUAUUGUCCUCGACCUCGGUGAUCAGACAUUCACCUCUACGGCUAAGUACCCCGAACUUCGGAUAUCGAUGUCUCCAGAUUCGGCGUAG
This is a messenger RNA of Neurospora crassa OR74A, 477 nucleotides long. RefSeq lists its product as hypothetical. NCBI's taxonomy places the organism in Eukaryota, Fungi, Ascomycota, Sordariomycetes, Sordariales, Sordariaceae. The transcript is spliced from 5 exons. Bases 1 to 477 code for a protein of 158 amino acids. The record is from RefSeq and is a predicted model, not a curated record.